Messenger RNA from Medicago truncatula (barrel medic), 1626 nucleotides. Its product is annotated as protein MANNAN SYNTHESIS-RELATED. The record is from RefSeq and is a predicted model, not a curated record. Bases 177 to 1448 code for a protein of 423 amino acids. The transcript is spliced from 7 exons. NCBI's taxonomy places the organism in Eukaryota, Viridiplantae, Streptophyta, Magnoliopsida, Fabales, Fabaceae.
UCUCUUUUUUUGAGUGAAUCCAGCUCAAGCAACCUUGAGCUUAUAAAGGGUUUUAGUACAAUUGAAUCAAUUAUAGAGCAAAAGGGUCGGUGAAAUAGGUCUAUAUAUAGAGACUUUGUGAUUCUAUAGAGUACUCAGUUUUUGAGAGUUGGUGAAAGGUUUGUGAGUAAAGAAAAAUGACUUCAAUGGAAUUGAGGCAAGCCUUUGCUGGCCUUCUCACUCUCUCAAUGUUCAUAAUGCUUGGUAAUAUGAUCAAGAAGGACCAUUUUGAUUAUGCAGUUGAAGAUAUUGAAGUUCAAGCUACAGAAGUUUCCCAACAAGACUCUGUAACAGUUACUCAAGAAAACAUGGCAACCGUUUCACAUCUUACCAAAAAGCCAUUGAAGCAAAAUGAUAAAGCACUAAAACCGUGCUGGAACCCUCCUGCUCCACUCAAGGAAGAAGACCAAUCUAAAGGUUUCGUCAUAUUUUCCUUAACAAAUGGCCCUGAGUAUCAUAUCUCACAGAUUGCAGAUGCAGUGGUUGUAGCUAGGUACCUAGGAGCCACUCUUGUGCUUCCUGACAUCAAGAAUAGCAAAUCAGGAAAUAGCAUGAACCUUGGAGAUAUCUAUGAUGUUGAGAAUGUUUUAGACAAGCUAAAUGGGUUCGUGAAAGUAACAAAAACACUACCUCCUCAAGUGUCUACUAGAAGCACACCAAUUGUGAGGGUACCUAACAAGGUAUCACAAGACUACAUUUUGAACAAAAUUAAACCAAUCUACAAAGCAAAAGGGAUUGUUAAGAUUGAAUCAUUCUUUCCCUCAACGAACACAACAAUUUCAAGAAACAAUAACAACUUGGACUCACUUUCAUGCCAAGCAAUGUUUGGAACACUUCAGUUGCAAAAGGAUAUACAAGAAGAAGCUGAGUCAAUAGUCCAAAAACUACAAACAUGGAGCCAAGAAUCAAAUGGACUAUUUGUUGCUGUGGAUUUGAGAACUGAAGUUUUGAAGAAAGGGUGUAAUGGGAAAGAUGGAAAGGGAAGAAAACAAUGUUAUCAAGGAUAUGAGAUUGGUGAGUUUCUCAAGAGAGUUGGAUUUGGUCAAGAAACUGUUAUUUAUGUCACUCAGACUAAAUGGAGUCCUGAUCUUAAUUCACUCAGACAUAUGUUCCCAAAAACAUAUACCAAGGAAAAUAUAAUGUCAGCAACUAAGAAAGAAAAGUUUCUAAGCUCAGAAAGCAUUGAAUUGGAGAAGGCCAUUGAUUUCUACAUAUGUUCAGAGAGUGAUGUAUUUGUGCCUUCAGUUCCUGGUCCCUUCUAUGAAAAUGUUGCUGGGAUGAGAAUUGUAUCAGGGAAAGAUCAAGUAAUUGUUCCAAGUGAAAUAGUAAGUCCAGAAGCUUCGGCAUCUGAACACAUGUCUCCCUAUGUGACCAAGAAGAACCAUAUUGCUUAUAAAUGCUUUUGUUGAAUUAGCAUUGCUCUAGGUUUGGCUAUGUAUAAUAUGCUUGAAUCAACCAAACUAGAGCUUUAUGUUUAAGAUGGUAAUAAUGGCUAUUGUUAUAAUAAGACAGUGGCUACCAACAUGUUCUAUAGUGUUCUAUAUUGUUAUCAAAACAUUAGUACUUAAAUGUUUGAAAGUAAAUUCA